UAGACUUGUGGGAACACAGCAGGAGUUCCCCCUGCUGGCUGAUGGUGUUUAUAACACAGAUGCAAAAAUGUGGUGACGUACAUAUAGAACAUGCUGAUGAAGACGUCAAGAGAGUUUAUGCUGAUGAAGGUGUCUGUGUGUUGAAAACAAAAUCACGUGAUCUCCGCAGCGGAGUUAAUACGUCACUUCCUGCCUCUGUCUGCUGCACCCGGCUGCUGCACCUCUCACCUGAAUAAUGCGGAACACUCUGUGUAAACUCUGGACCCAGUUCUCUGAUCUUCUUCUAUAUCGAGGCAUCUCACGCCUGCUACUCAGAGAACCGGAGUUACAUCAGUAACCUGAGGUUUUUCUGGUGCUGCUCCUUUAAGGAAGCGGAACUGAGCCUCGGCAGUUUGUGUGACGCGCACACGGAGGAUGUGGGCAGGAAGCACAGGAGCGAUCGCGCUUCCCAGUCGCACCGACGCACGACACGACAGCGCGACCCAGACGCGCCUCGGUUCGCCACGCUGAUGUCCAGGAGCGGCCGCUCUCCUCGGAUCAGCGCCCCGCGGCCGUCGCAGCGCAGGCCCGCCCGGAGCAGGAUUCUCCGGCGUGAGAUUUGACUCCUCUCCCCCGAGCGAGAGCGCAGCCUCCCCCGGCCUCCGCGCUUUGAAAACAUCGGGGCUGGUCAGCGGGUGGGAAAGAGAGAGAGAGAAAGAGAGAGAGAGGAGGCGAUCGUCGCGGAAAAAAAAGAGGUGUCUGGCUUUUCUUCCUCCCCCCCCUCCUCCUCCUCUCCUCCCCGGCCAUGAGGGAGUACAAAGUGGUCGUGCUGGGGUCGGGCGGAGUCGGCAAAUCCGCGCUCACCGUCCAGUUCGUGACGGGCUCCUUCAUCGAGAAGUACGACCCCACGAUAGAGGAUUUCUACCGGAAGGAGAUCGAGGUGGACUCGUCGCCGUCGGUGCUGGAGAUCCUGGACACGGCGGGCACCGAGCAGUUCGCCUCCAUGCGGGACCUGUACAUCAAGAACGGCCAGGGCUUCAUACUGGUCUACAGCCUGGUGAACCAGCAGAGCUUCCAGGACAUCAAGCCGAUGAGGGACCAGAUCAUCCGGGUGAAGCGGUACGAGCGGGUGCCGAUGAUCCUGGUGGGCAACAAGGUGGACCUGGAGGGGGAGAGGGAGGUGAGCUCCGGGGAGGGCAAGGCGCUGGCCCAGGACUGGAGCUGCCCCUUCAUGGAAACCUCCGCCAAGAAUAAAGGCUCGGUGGACGAACUGUUUGCAGAGAUAGUCCGACAGAUGAACUACUCAACUGUCCCCAGUGGUGGAGACAAGUGCUGCUCGUGUGUCCUGUUCUGAAAACAAAUCAACAAACAGACAGAAAGCUGAGGUCCUGACUUGUCCCUCUCCUCACACUGUUGUCUUAUUGUUGCACACAAACCUAAAAGAAAUCUAACGACGACGACAACAAUCCAAGAUGUAUCAUAGUCUGGAAAAGUGUUUACAUGACAAAGUACUUGAAUGUUUUUGGGAUUUUUUCUUUUUAUAGCUUUGUAUAUGACACUUCUCUGGAAAUGUGCCUCAAUGGGAAUGUCUUAUUGUGAAACCUAAGAGACACGUGUUUUCAGUUUCUCUCUUUUCUUCUGUUCGUGGUUUUAUCGGUUGAGUUGUACUGUUUCAUCUUCAUCUUGGAGCUGGGUGACGAUGAUGAUGAUGGUGAAGGGUUAUUACACCCUGUUUUUAGUCAUAUUUAAAAUCUCUCAAAUCCAAUCUACAGGUGCAGACCCUCCCACUAAGAUGCUGUAUUUUGAAGCUGUGGAUUGUGGUGGAGUUGUGUAACGCCUACAUAUCUUAGUCCCCCCCCCCCCCUGCUUUGGUGGAUUUAUCAUGGAACUUGCACUUAGCUGCACAAACGAGGACCUUAGUGCAUCGCUAUUGCUGCAUGGGGGGAAACGCCAAGACCCCCAUGUCAAGUGCCUUCCCCAAGAAAUCUCCCGUGACGGUGCCAACAGAUGAGCCCUAACCUUCCUCUGCAGUGCGUCUCGAUGGCAAUCAGAACUUUCUUUUCUAGCAGUUUUCGGUAUAAUCUCUAGCUUCAUUUGGUGUUAAAACUAAGACGCUCCUGUUUUACUGGCGGGAGGCUACAAUGCUUGUAACAGACCUGCUUGUUCCAGGGUCAGAUUCAGGCCUUUUCUUCGAGGUACUGGUCCAACAAGAACAUUUAGUUUCUCUGAAGCCAUGUUUGUCGGUAUUACCUUGACUUUUUUUCUUUUUUUUUUCCUUUUCUAAAAAAUGUGACAUUUUGACAUUACCGUAAUUGUAAUUCUCCCUUUGGACAAAUCUUCUGCCAUCGACCUGUCAGUUUGAAAGACUUGUAAUACAAAAAGCAUUUUAUGUAA
Paralichthys olivaceus (Japanese flounder) is the source of this 2373-nucleotide messenger RNA. RefSeq names its product ras-related protein Rap-2b-like. Gene Ontology annotation, cellular component: plasma membrane. Lineage: Eukaryota; Metazoa; Chordata; Actinopteri; Pleuronectiformes; Paralichthyidae. Gene Ontology annotation, molecular function: GTPase activity; GDP binding; GTP binding. Gene Ontology annotation, biological process: Rap protein signal transduction; negative regulation of cell migration. The record is from RefSeq and is a predicted model, not a curated record.